AUGAGCAUUGAAAUUCAACACGGUGAUACAAUCAAAUCCUCGCCGGAAGAGGAAGAUCAACUAGCUAGAAGCACUAAAAAAGUUAAAAUGAAUGAAGAAAACCAAGUGGAUCAUGCUAUGGGGGAGGUUAUAGUGAAGGCAAAUUAUUUGAAGAAGCAAAACGCAGACAAAGAUGUGAACCAAGAAAGCAAUCAAGGCAACGUGAAAACUAAUAUAGCUCUUAGAAGAUCUUAUCGAGAUAUGGUAGUAGAUAAUGAAUUUGGAAAACUCAACCCGUAUGAAAUUGUGGAGAUGGUGUCAGAGGAGUAUCUCCCAGAAGAUCCCUCUAUUAAGUCAAGUUUGGAGGUUUCAAAUCCCUUCAAUCCUAAUCCGACUAUAGAAGUCUCUUUGGAAGAAUAUGAGGACUGGUGCAGACCUUGGAAAUUUUCUUUAAUUGUCAAACCAUUAGAGAAUUUCUUCUUAGUUAGAUUAACAAGCCAAUAUGAUUACGCUCAUGUCCUAUUCGAAGGCCCUUGGAUGAUUGCGGAUCACUAUCUCCUAGUUCAAAGGUGGAGGCCGCUUUUCAUUCCGCAAGAACUGGAAGUCCAAAAAGUUACUGUUUGGAUAAGAAUUCCAAACUUACCAGCUGAGUUGUAUAACAAAUACUUUCUCUGGAAAGUUGGAAAAAUGUUAGGUACUAUGCUUAAAGUGGAUGAUCUGACGUCAAUUCAUUCUCGGGGAUGCUUUGCAAGAUUAUGUGUAGAGAUAGAUUUGAGAAAGAAAAUUAUUCCAUCCUUUACAGCUUUGGACAAGGAAUUUCAUAUUCAAUACGAAGGGUUACAUCACAUUUGUUUUAACUGUGGUCGUUAUGGCCAUAGAAAGGAAAAUUGUAUUGAAUCUAUGGAAGCAGUUCCCAACAAGGUGCCACCAGCGGCAAUGGGAGGUGGGAGGCAUGGCAGUGAGGAAGAACCCAACGGUCAGGAGCAAUCUUUGGGAUCAGAGCCAAGUCAGUACUCUCAAGAAAGGAAAGAAAUCAUUAAAGAGAAAAAUAAGGAAACGUCUUCAAUUAGCACCAAUGAUCUGCAUAAUCAAAAGCAAGAAUCAUCAAAUUCAAUGCAGGAUCAUCAAGGAGUCAAUGCAGAUAAGGAAACUAACCCAUUUGGCCCAUGGAUGAUUGCCAAAAAAAAGUCUAAGAAGGAAUAG
Molecule: messenger RNA, 1182 nt
Organism: Arachis duranensis
Lineage: Eukaryota; Viridiplantae; Streptophyta; Magnoliopsida; Fabales; Fabaceae
Exons: 2
Coding region: 1-1182 (393 amino acids)
Molecular function (GO): nucleic acid binding; zinc ion binding
Source: RefSeq, a predicted model, not a curated record